AAAAAAAAAUCAACUAAUUUAUUAUAAUGAUUUGGUAAGAGCUAUUUUAAGGUAUUAAUAUAUAUUUAUAUAAUCUUUUUUUCGUAUAAUGCUGAUACUUCAUCUGAGAAAUAGAUAAUCUUUCUGACAAUGAUAGUAAAAUGCAAGGUAACAGCUCUAUUAACGUUCAAAAUUAUGUGAAUCAGAACAAUAUUUUUGUGGACAUACUUAAGGACAUACUAAAACCUAUUUGCAAAUACUCUAAUGAACACUCUCAGACACAGCUAAGUACCUAUAAGCAAUCUGAUUGAUGAAUGCCAUAGUUCAUACUGACAUCCCUUCUCAUUCAAGUUUCACACCAUUAGACCCAGACUGAACAUUAGAAUUACUUUGAAGUGCUAUCUUGCAACAAAUACAAACUAGGCUACCUGUCAAACUUCGGAUAAAUUUCAGUCUCCAGAUUUACACCACUGUUUGUGAGCAUGUUGAUUUUGAUAUGAAUUAACAAGAAGAAAAAAUAACUGUUUGCCUGAUGAUCAAGGCUCUGCAAAUAAUUUUUCUUCCUGAAGGAGACAUCUGUUAUGGCUUUUUAUCUUCUGCAAUGUGAUUAGCUGUCAAUCUAAACAAUAUUAGGUACUUGCGUAUUAACGCCACCACAGCUACAGAUUUGACGGUUUUUAUGUGCCGCCAAUCUACACCUAAAAUUUUUGCAACAAAUCAUAAAAUAAAACACUUUAUUUAAAAUCAAAGUAGUCAAUCGGAUCGGUGGAAAAUGGCCCGAUAUAGAGUUUAACAUAGAUUUCCCGAAUCGUUUAGCAUAGUUCCCCCAAUCCUGAAUGUUGGCAAAUCCCUAAGACGAAUUUUUGUCGCUCUAAAAAAUGGCGUCAAAAAUCAGCAAACAACAAGGAAUCCAAAAGAUAACUGUGUGCGAACAACAGGGUUGCUCUUUAUUGGCGCAUUAGUGCAACUUCUGCUGCGGUGGCGUUAGUACCUAAUGUUACAUAAUGGGUAGAUAUUAAGCGUAAAUAUCGAUAUAAUUUAGCUAUUUUUUUAUUUAAGGUAGAGGAUGGGUAAGAAAGUGUCUGAAUUAAGAUCUUUUAUUAUGGAGGCACUGAGAGAUGGAAAAUAUCUGCAACAUCUGGAAUGGAUUGAUCCUGAAAAGAUGAUUUUUAAACUUGAUUUAUCUCAUGUAUCAAAAUACUCCGACUUGAAUCAACUAAAAAUGUAUAAGGACUGGCACUUUAGGAACAGUAAGGAUAACAAUAUAGAUUUAAAGAACUUCGAUGAUUACUCUAAAGUAAGACACUCUCUUCAGGUGUCUUUUAAAAAGUCAAUUUACUUCAAAAAACAAGAAGAAAAAAUAUUUAGAUUUUCAACUGAUGAUGAAAUUAAAGAUAAGAGGAAAAAGCCAAAUAAUAAAAGCGGAACAAAAAAUUUUGAGAUAGCAGAUGACAGAAACAAUUCUCCAUGUUCUGUAGCAUCAUCAGGUUAUGGAAGUCUUGAUGAAAAUAUAAGUGAUGAAUUUGAUCAGUGUUUUUGGAAUGUAAAUUUGCCUAAUCCUUUAGAAUGGGAAAGUGUUGAAAAUUUUCUUUACUCUUCCAAUGAGAAGGGGGUGACGCUUUAUAAGUUUAAGUGGGAGCAGAAUGUUGCUGGAACCGGUUCUGCAAUCUGUUGGGAGCCUUCAGAUAUAAAACUCCCAGGAGAAUUAAAUGCAGAAAUUCCGAUUCCUGGUAUAUUUGUUGAGAAUAAGGAUUUAUUUGGGAAGUUACUUUCUAAUAAUGUUUGCAUUGAUGAAUUAAGUGGCUGCCUUAUUUUCCUCUUGGAAAAUAGAGCUGAAAAUGAUCAAUAUGAUGUUUAUAAGAUUGAAUCGACGGGAGGUGAUAUUUAUGUAUUGCCCGGAUAUUUUAUUUUCUACAGUCAUAAUGACUGUAGAAUUUAAAAUAUACAAUGUUUUGCAGCCAAAAAUCCAUUUCUCAUUAAGACUUAGUCCCAGAAACUAAUGGAAAUAGAUUUUUGGUUUAAAUAUUUAACCAUGGAUCACUAUUCUCUUAUCAAAUAAGAAAAAAAGGAAAUUAUGUAUAAAAGUUUUUAAAAAAAAAGAUUGAAAAGAUAACGAUUAUUAACGAAAGUUAACGAUUAUGUCUUUCGAAUGAAAAAAUGAAUAAAAUAAAAAUAUGCAACAUAGUUUAAGCUAAAUGUAUUGAGUAACGGUGAUGAGGGAAUUAUUUGGCAAUGUUACAAGUAUUUAUCAUUAUGAUGAUAUGUGUAUCUAACUUAAUUACAAUCUUAAUGAUGCAUUGCUCUUAUUAUUAUUGAUAAUGUUAAUGAUGCAUGAAUAAGGAUACAUGAAUAAUGAUGUUAAUGAUACGUUUUACUAUUAAUUGCUAAGUAUUAUCUAUAACUGAGUAAGGUGAUGAGACAAUUUGUGGAUUGCAUUAAAUCAAGACACUUGUGACAACAACAUAAAAGUGGCAGCAACAGCUUCACGGAUAACGUUCUCAAGGAAAACAUUGUUACAGAGUAAUGUUGUGAGACAAUUAUAGGGAGAUGUUACAAAUAGCAAUUGUUUACUCUUGUGAUAGAUAAUGAUGUAAAUUGCAGUAAUAAUAUUGUUUGUUGAUGCUUUAUUUGGAAAGCAUUUUAAAAAAAAAGGUAUUGUGUUGUGCAUAUGUUAAUGACAGAGUUGAUAGAGAAUUGUGUCCAAACACUUUCAGUCUUAACGAUGAUUAACACUAUGAUAGCACAGCCACAACAUUAGCAUUUUGCUUAAAAUAUUUGCUGAUAAAGUGGUAAGUACUGAGGAAUUCCAGUUAUCCUA
This is a messenger RNA of Parasteatoda tepidariorum (common house spider), 2797 nucleotides long. Lineage: Eukaryota; Metazoa; Arthropoda; Arachnida; Araneae; Theridiidae. The record is from RefSeq and is a predicted model, not a curated record.